AUGACUGGAAACAACCAAACUUUCAUCUUGGAGUUCCUCCUCCUGGGUCUUCCCAUCUCAUCAGAGUAUCAUCUCCUGUUCUAUGCCCUGUUCCUGGCCAUGUACCUCACCACCGUCCUGGGAAACCUGUUAAUCAUUAUUCUCGUUCGACUGGAUUCCCAUCUCCACACACCCAUGUACUUUUUUCUCAGCAACUUGUCCUUCUCGGAUUUCUGCUUUUCCUCUGUUACAAUGCCCAAAUUACUUCAGAACAUGCAGAGCCAAGUACCGUCCAUAUCGUAUGCAGGCUGCCUAACUCAGAUGUUCUUCUUUAUGGUUUUUGCAGAUUUGGAGAGCUUACUCCUUGUGGCCAUGGCCUAUGACCGCUAUGUGGCUAUCUGCUUUCCUUUGCAUUAUACUAGCAUCAUGAACAUCAAGUUUUGUGCUUCAUUAGUGCUAGUACUGUGGAUGCUGACAACAUCCCACGCCCUGAUGGAAACCCUACUCAUGGCUAGAUUGUCUUUUUGUGAGAAAAAUGUGAUUCUCCAUUUUUUCUGUGAUAUUUCUGCUCUUCUGAAGUUGUCCUGCUCAGACACUUAUGUUAAUGAGUUGAUGGUAUUUAUCAUGGGUGGGCUCUUCAGUAUUAUUCCAUUUCUACUCAUUGGUAUGUCCUAUCUAAGGAUUUUUUUGACUAUUUUCAAGGUUCCAUCUUCUCAGGGCAUCCGCAAGUUCUUCUCCACCUGUGGUUCCCAUCUGUCUGUGGUGUCUUUGUUUUAUGGGACAAUUAUUGUUCUCUACUUAUGUCCAUCAGGUAAUAAUUCCACUGUGAAGAAGAGUGCCAUGGCUAUGAUGUACACAGUGGUGACUCCCAUGCUGAACCCCUUCAUCUACAGCCUGAGGAACAGAGAUAUGAAGAGGGCUCUAAUAAGUGUCUGCAGUAAGAAAAUCUCUCUGUAA
Molecule: messenger RNA, 936 nt
Organism: Apodemus sylvaticus (European woodmouse)
Lineage: Eukaryota; Metazoa; Chordata; Mammalia; Rodentia; Muridae
Product: olfactory receptor 1500-like
Exons: 1
Coding region: 1-936 (311 amino acids)
Biological process (GO): G protein-coupled receptor signaling pathway
Cellular component (GO): membrane
Molecular function (GO): olfactory receptor activity; G protein-coupled receptor activity
Source: RefSeq, a predicted model, not a curated record